Molecule: messenger RNA, 378 nt
Organism: Penicillium lagena
Lineage: Eukaryota; Fungi; Ascomycota; Eurotiomycetes; Eurotiales; Aspergillaceae
Product: mitochondrial 37S ribosomal protein bS6m
Exons: 3
Coding region: 1-378 (125 amino acids)
Biological process (GO): translation
Cellular component (GO): ribosome; mitochondrial small ribosomal subunit
Molecular function (GO): structural constituent of ribosome; small ribosomal subunit rRNA binding
Source: RefSeq, a predicted model, not a curated record
AUGUUGUACGAGUUGAUUGCCAUUGUCCGUCCGGGCAGCAUCAACGAGGUGCGAGAAAUCGCCCGCAAUGCCGGCGCCCAGGUAAUCCGCUCCGGCGGCGUUGUCCGCGGCUACACGAACUGGGGCACCUUCCGCCUACCAAAGCCGACGACGCGCCACCAAGCCCGCUACACGGACGGCCACCACUUCAUCAUGCGCUUCGAUGCCUCGGGGCCCGUUCAGUCGUCUGUCCGUCGCACGCUCGGACUCGACCCGCGCAUGAUCAAUUUCUCCGUCGUGAAGCUGGGCGACAAACUGGAGGAGAUCAAGGAUGUGGAGGGCAAGGUGGAGUGGAAUAAUCAUCGCAGUAUCAUGGAUCUGAUUCCUCCUUCCUCUUAG